UUCAUUUUACAAAACGUCACUUUAUUGUACAAUUGACAAUAUUUCAUACAUAUUUUAUAGCUAUUACAAGAAUAUUAUUUACAUUAACAUUUACACAAAUGUAGCAAGAAAAUGUCCAGAGUUAUAAUAACGAGAAGUGUACCUUCGUUAACCUCUUUGUGUACUUAUUUCGUCGUGGAUCAUCUCAAAGAAUCUCUAUACCAAACCGAUCUCCUUUAUUUGCCUGUUAAAUUGAAAGACAAACUUUUAAAACGAUUUUUGGUCAGCCAACAAUAUUGGAAAAACAUUGAUUUUAAAACGAUAUUAAAAUUAUUGGUUCACCCAGGAACUAAAUCGUUAAAUCUAACUCAAGUACAUGUUGAUGAUGAAAUAUUAGAAAUAAUCAGUAUUUGUCGUGGUUUACACGAACUUUAUUUAACUCUACAUAAUUGGAAUACCAACAGUGUAUCAACGAAUGGAUUAUUAAAAUUAUUUCCUUGUCUACCACACUUACACAUCAUUUGCUUACCUAGAUGUAAUGCUGUUGACGAUAAUGUCAUUUUGUGUAUUACUGAACAUUGCAAAAAAUUAGCUGGAUUAGAUAUUAAUUCGUGCGAUCAAGUUACUUCAAAAUCGAUUAGUAUUUUAUCGAAAAGUGAUCAAUUAUUAUGGGUAACUUUAUCAAAGACAAAUGUGUGUGAUGAAGGUAUUCAAAACUUAGUUUUGGGACCUAGUGGAAAGUAUUUGAAGGAGUUAAGAUUAAAUGAUUGUUCACAAUUAUCAAAUAAUGUCCUUCAAUUAAUUGUUGAGCAUUGUAAAGAUUUGGAGGUGUUGGUUUUUAAUGAUUGUAGCCGAAUAGCAGGUCAAAUGUCUUUGGGAGAUCAAGAAACGCAUUUGAAGAAUUUAAAGCAGUUUACAUGGUCAAUACACUGGUGAAAAAUAUUUAUAUUGAUUUUAACUUAUAUUAAUUAAAAAAAAAUCAUUUUAAUGUCGCAACAACUAUAUUUUUUUUUAAUUACACUUUUUCAUUCUCAAAUACACUUUUACUACCUAAUUAUUCAAUAUUAAUAAUAAUUAACUAUGUAAAAAAUAAUGAAUA
Molecule: messenger RNA, 1078 nt
Organism: Onthophagus taurus
Lineage: Eukaryota; Metazoa; Arthropoda; Insecta; Coleoptera; Scarabaeidae
Product: protein AMN1 homolog
Biological process (GO): SCF-dependent proteasomal ubiquitin-dependent protein catabolic process
Cellular component (GO): SCF ubiquitin ligase complex
Source: RefSeq, a predicted model, not a curated record